CACGUUAUUGCCCUGGCUGGAAGCUCAAAGGGUGUCCCCUUUCCGACAGAGCUGUAAUAUCACGAUAUGUGAUCUCUCGUCGCGUCCCAAGUACACCACAAUGGCACAAACAAGCCUACUAAAUACCACAUGGGCACUUCACCGUCUCUCACCCCUCCACCAUGGAAAAGAGUUCGACACUCUUCUCGACAACCCAGUGGCUCUUAGAACCUAUGCGACUCGACUACGCGACCAAUUAACCGGGGCCUCUUUUCUUAGUGCCGUCCAAUCCAGCGGCCCUGCGACAGAGGACGAUGCGCUCUCCAGAACAGGCGCGCUGCAAUCCUGUACCUGGGAGCCCAUUCUAAAUCUCUCUCUCUCUGAAAUUGAAGAUGAAAACAACCCGGGGAACGGAUCACAACCGUCAAGCCCACCUCGACCUCGAGUCCGGACCCAACGCUUACCACCGUCACUUUCGCCCUCUCAUCAAGGAGGCGGAAUCCUCGUGACACUCGAGUACGAAAACACAACCUAUAAAGCAGCUCUUCUCACGUUGUCUUCCUUGACAUCCCAACUGGAACCCACCGCAAAGCCCCGGGCCCGAACUCGAUCUCAAACCCAAACACACGCUACGCGCCUUCCGCUCCUCCUAACUCGCUUUCCCGCCCCUCUCCGACAAACGUUCAUCUCUUUUCUCUCUGCGACCUUUGAUACUUACUGUUCUCCAUUUCGCCUUCCUUCGCACUUCAUAGGCACAGCGUUGACCACAUAUAUAAACACCCUCACAUCCGAAGGAGAGCCUGGGACCUUAAAUCCCGUUGACAUCCUCAAAGAGCUCCAUCUUACGCUAUCAUUUCCAGCCUCCGUUGCACCGGAUCUGCGUUCUCUGAACAUCACUAUACCGCGGGAGUCACUGAGUGGGUUUCUUCGUGCUGAAGGCAAUGGUGCGGGAAGUGAGUCAGAUGUUCUGUCCAUUCUUAGUGCAUACUUAGAGGAGCAUUUGGCGAUGAAGUUUGACUUGAGCGGUGCUGGUGCUGGUGCCGGUCCCUUUGUAAAAGGACAGGAGCAUGUGCGUUUGGCGAAAAUCGCCUGCGGGGGCUUUCUACUUGGUGGUGAGGGCAGGUUGAAAUUGGUUGCUGCGCCAUCGGCUAGUGAGAAUGGCGAGUCGGAUGGUGCUGCUGGUCGGAAGAAUCAUCUCACAUUGCGGGCUUGCGAAGUGUUGCUCUCGGAUGUUGUGCGCAGGGCUGUGGUGAGUGAGAAUGAUGACCAGGAAACGUGAUAAAUUAGAAUCACGGACUACAAACACUUUUACGCAGAUUUUCCAGGAGAAAAAAAAACCCCGCUGACGAUUCUAAUCUUGACUGCUAUCAACAACAUAUCUAACAGAUGCUGGGACUA
This is a messenger RNA of Aspergillus sclerotioniger CBS 115572, 1377 nucleotides long. RefSeq lists its product as uncharacterized. NCBI's taxonomy places the organism in Eukaryota, Fungi, Ascomycota, Eurotiomycetes, Eurotiales, Aspergillaceae. The transcript has a single exon. The record is from RefSeq and is a predicted model, not a curated record. Bases 101 to 1258 code for a protein of 385 amino acids.